Messenger RNA from Ziziphus jujuba (common jujube), 1093 nucleotides. Its product is annotated as eukaryotic translation initiation factor 4E-2. The record is from RefSeq and is a predicted model, not a curated record. Gene Ontology annotation, molecular function: RNA 7-methylguanosine cap binding; translation initiation factor activity. NCBI's taxonomy places the organism in Eukaryota, Viridiplantae, Streptophyta, Magnoliopsida, Rosales, Rhamnaceae. Gene Ontology annotation, biological process: translational initiation. Gene Ontology annotation, cellular component: cytoplasm; eukaryotic translation initiation factor 4F complex. The transcript has 5 exons. Bases 187 to 924 code for a protein of 245 amino acids.
ACUGACCGUGUCCGUCUGUUGCAACGGCGAGAGAGAAAGAGAGAGAGAGAGAGAGAGAGAGGCAAGAAAGAGGAAAGAAACGCCCCGGAAAGAGCGAGAAAGCAGCAGAGGAAGUGACGGAAAAAGGAACAAACAGACAUAAAAAAAAAAGCGAAAUAAUAAAAAAAGAAAAAAGGAAAGCUAGAAAUGGUGGAAGAGGAAACGCCAAAAUCAUCAGCGUUCCUUGAGGACCAGACCAACAACAACAACAACAAAAACAGCACCGCCACAAACCCUAACCCUAUGGCUCCUCGCGGCGGCGAUGACGAUGACGAUGGGCCUGAGGAAGGAGAGAUCGUCGGCGAGGAUGAUUCCGCGUCUUCGAAGCUUUCCAAAGGAUUAGUCCAUCAGACUCAUCCCUUGGAAAACUCCUGGACCUUCUGGUUCGAUAACUACUCUGCCAAGUCCAAGCAAGCUGAUUGGGGUAGCACUAUGCGCCUGAUCUAUACCUUUACCACUGUCGAGGAGUUCUGGAGUGUUUACAAUAAUAUACACCAUCCAAGCAAAUUGUCUAUUGGAACAGACUUACAUUGUUUCAAAUAUAAUAUUGAACCGAAAUGGGAAGAUCCUGUUUGUGCUAAUGGAGGGAAAUGGACUAUAACCUAUGGUAGAGGGAAAUCAGAUACAUGUUGGUUGUAUACGUUGCUGGCAAUGAUUGGAGAGCAGUUUGAUCAUGGAGAUGAGAUUUGCGGUGCAGUUGUCAAUGUCAGAAAUAGGCAAGAUAAAAUAUCUAUCUGGACCAAGAAUGCAUCAAAUGAAGCCGCUCAGCUGAGCAUUGGGAAACAAUGGAAGGAGUUUCUCGAUUACAGUGACACAAUAGGUUUCAUAUUCCAUGAUGAUGCAAAGAAACUUGACCGAGCUGCCAAGAGUCGCUACACAACAUGAUCUGUAUAGGUUUUUAGCUAGGGCUUUCCAAGACUGGCAAAUUGUUUUCUUAAUGUAACAGCAUUUUAUAGGAAUGCUAGAAACUUGUUUUUUGCCUCUUUCUUAUUAUGUGACCUUACUACAAAAAAUUUAGAAUGGAUCAGUAUAAUAAGACAUAUAUAUAUAUAUA